AUGGCUUCAGCUACUGCUUAUGCUUCAUCUUGUUACUGUGCUGUUUUCUCUCCCCAAUGCCUUCCACGGCUGUCUCCUUCAAGAUCAAGAAGAAAAAUCACUGCUACUUUCAAUUUUAGUACCAGUUAUCAGUCUUCUUUCAACAGUUUCAAAUACACCCAUGUACCCUCUUUGCCCUUCUUCCCCACCACUUCUUCCUCCUACUUGUCCUCAGCUCGCAUUGGUUUGACCGCCGUGGCAUCGUCAUCGACGAAGAAUUCAAAUACAAACCCGGCUAAUAAGAAGAAUGAUUCAGAGAAGAAACGAGAAGAAAAAGAAGUGGAGGAGGAGGAGGAAGUAGAAGAGGAGCUUCCAUGGAUACAGGAGAAGGCGAUGGACUUGGUGGAGUUCUCGGGCUCAGUUACACAGGCCAUUCCUGGUCCCAGAGUCGGCCAAAGCUCGUUGCCCUGGAUUCUCGUUAUCCCCUUGGCUUAUGUCGGUAUUUCCUUUGUCAUUGCAUUCGUCAAGACUGUUCGCAAGUUCAAUUCCCCUAAGGAGAAGCGCCGCAAAUUGCAUGAGAAUGUGGUAGUGUCCGAUUCCCUCGUGAGGGGUGCCGCCGCGGACACCGCCAUUCCCAUUUCACCGAACGAACGAUUGCAGAAGUAAUUUCACGGGGCGACAACACAUACACCCCUCACCCACCGUCUCUCCCUCUCUCUCUCUCUACCCUUCCCCUACCCCUACCCCGAAAAAUCCAAGAAAAUAAGACACAGACAGACACAUUUCACCCUUCCUUCUAUCUCUAUCUCUAUCUCUCUC
Ilex paraguariensis (yerba mate) is the source of this 798-nucleotide messenger RNA. The record is from the annotation of a GenBank genome assembly. NCBI's taxonomy places the organism in Eukaryota, Viridiplantae, Streptophyta, Magnoliopsida, Aquifoliales, Aquifoliaceae.